This is a messenger RNA of Sclerotinia trifoliorum, 3383 nucleotides long. Lineage: Eukaryota; Fungi; Ascomycota; Leotiomycetes; Helotiales; Sclerotiniaceae. The record is from the annotation of a GenBank genome assembly.
GAAUUCAGCUGGCAAGGUGCUUAAGUGAAGCAUAAAGUCUGACACUUUCCCUCUCUACAAGAGUCCAACAGUUUCGCUCGAUUCACCUUCUGUCUCAUUUAAAUCAUACCUUAUCUAUGUCAUUCCAUAUCUUUGACCUCUUAGAGGAUGCGGCCUCGAAUGCCCCUGAUAAAGGAUUGUACUUCUACAAAGCCGGAUCGGUAUCACCGCCUCAAUUUUUGUCGUACCAAGGGUUAUUAGCGAAGGCAAAGGUAUGUCUACCCUUUAAACUGCUGAUAACAACGUACUUUAAUACCUUUAUGUCCUGACAAUUAAUACAGUUCAAUGCCGAUAUUCUGAAAAAGAGCAACAUUGCUGCAAAUGGCUCGAUCGUCCUUCUUCAUCUGGACUCUCAUGUGGAUUAUAUUGAGUGGUUCUGGUCCGUCAUUGCCGCCGGCGCCAUUCCUGCCGUGUCUACACCUCUCGCAUCGGACUUGGUUGCUCGAGAACGCCACCUGCUCCAUCUAGAGAAUAUUCUUGAAAGUCCCAAGGUCCUUACAAGCGAGAGGAUCCGCGGAGAACUCAGCUCUGUUCCCGCGCUCGAUGUGACUUCUAUCGAAGCACUUUCGCUUUAUGGAAAAUCGACUGACGAAGUGAAAGUCAACGGCAAGGCGAACACGAAUGGUUACCAUGGGCACCCGGACGCGCCAGCUCUACUAAUGUUAACAUCAGGGAGCACGGGAAAUGCUAAAGCUGUAGAACUUAGGCAUGAACAGAUCCUAGCUUCCGUGAAGGGGAAGUCAGCUGCAACGAGUACCGCAGGUCAAGAUGUUUUCCUCAAUUGGAUAGGUAGCCACACUUCCUUGAAACUAAAAUUAUAUCUUGUACUAAGUGAAUUAUAGGGUUUGAUCACGUUGCAUGUUUGACGGAAAUUCAUAUGCACGCCAUGCUUUGCGGUGCAACUCAGAUACACGUCCCCGCCGUUGAACUCUUGCGCGCUCCUCCUAUGUUCUUUAAAGUCAUAGAGAAGCACGCUGUGAGUCGCACAUUCGCUCCCAACUUCUUCCUUGCCACAGUCGUCAGGGCUAUUAGGAGCCAGAACCCGCCUGAGCAGUACGACCUCUCAUCUCUUCGCACUGUCGUAAGUGGUGGUGAGGCCAACGUCGUUUCCACUGGCUUGGAUUUCACCCAGAUCAUAGUGUCCAUGGGUGCGGCAGCUACAUCGCUGCAGACGGCAUUUGGUAUGACAGAGACCUCUGCCGCUAGUCACUACCACCAGCACUUCCCGACCCUGGAAAAAAACGCGGAUUUGAAAUUCUGCUCUGUCGGUCGUACUAUAAACUCCGUUCGGCAGCGUAUCACCGAUGAUGAGGGAAACGUUAUGUCCCCAGGGGAAGGCGGCAACCUAGAGCUUUCUGGGCCUGCAGUGUUCAAGGCUUAUCACAAUAACCCUGAGGCUACAGAAUCGUCUUUCUCGCCCGAUGGUUGGUUUAAGACGGGCGACAAAGGCUGUAUUGAUGAUUCUGGAAAUCUGAUUCUGAGUGGUCGAGCCAAGGACUCAAUCAUCAUUAACGGGGUGAAAUACUUCUCACACGAGCUCGAGUCGGCCCUUGAGGGAGCCAAAAUCCCGGGCGUAACUCCAUCUUUUACGGCCUCUUUCUCUACCUGGCCCAAGGGCGCUGAUAGUGAGGAGCUGGUCAUUAUCUUCCUCCCCGAAGCGGGGAUUGCAGAUGACGACGCAGCUUUUGCUGCCACAAUUGACGCCAUUGGCAAGCAAUCAGCCCUCUACUGCUCAAAGAAUCCUAUAGACAUCAUCCCACUGCCUCUCGAACUUCUUCCUAAAUCCGCCCUCGGCAAGUUGUCCCGCCCUAAAUCAAAGAUUGCCUACGAAGCCGGCAGGUAUGACGAGUAUCGCUUCGCAGCUAAGGCGCGCGUAUCGGCCUACAAAAAGCGUUCCCGGGUCGCACCAACAACGGCAACAGAGAAGGCACUCAUUGAAGUGUUUGCAAAGGAGUUUGGACUAGACAAAGAUGAGGUGGGCGUAGAGAAUAGCUUGACAGACAUGGGUGUGGAUAGUAUUCAGUUGAUUCGGUUCAAGGCACUGGUGCAGGAUCACCUCAAGCUCGAUCAAGAAAUCCCCAUGAUUUCCCUCCUACAAAACCCAAGCAUCAAGGGUUUGGCAGAAGUCCUGUUGCAAUUGGAAAAGGGGGUUAAAGCAUAUGACCCAAUUGUGCAGCUUCAGAAUGGGACAUCCAACUCGCCCCCAAUUUUCUUCUUCCAUCCUGGUUUGGGAGAGAUCUUGGUAUUCUUGAACUUGAGCAAGUUCUUCUCCGAUCGUCAGGUAUAUGCCAUCAGAGCACCGGGAUUCAACCCUGGUGAAGAAAUGCAUAAAUCAAUUGAUGACAUGACCGAGUAGGCUAUUCAGAUCCCCCUGUUUAUAGUCAUAGCUAACCGCAAUCGUAUAUAGCACCUACCUCACUGCCAUCCGCAAGAAGCAACCGGAAGGUCCUUAUGUGCUCGUAGGAUAUUCAUUCGGCGCCAUGAUCGCAUUCGAGAUUGCCAAGAAGAUUGAGGCCAGCGGCGGCAAAGUCGGCUUUAUCGGAACGUUGAAUCUCCCACCCCACAUCAAAUUCCGAAUGAUCGAGCUUGACUGGACCGAGCUCUUACUCAACCUGGUCUAUUUCCUUGGCUUCAUCACUGAAGACGAAGCUCACGCCAUGUCUCCCGAAAUGCACACAUUGCCGCAGGAAGAGGUGUUGUCGAGAAUCAUGAAGGUGGCGCCCAAGGACCGUCUGGUUGAACUCGACCUGAACGAGAAGAAGCUGCAGCAUUGGGCAGCACUCUCCUCGAAGUUGCAAGGCCUGGCUCACGAUUACGAUCCGUCGGGGAUGGUCGAACGUAUGGAUGUCUUCUACGCGGUACCUUUGAUAGCCGUGGGCCGCGAUAAAGGCAAAUGGCUUGAAGACCAUCUCCUCGCGUGGAACGAUUUCGUACGGAGCGAUGUCGAGUUCCAUGAUGUCCCGGGGUCCCACUACACCAUGAUGAACCAGGAGAAUGUUUUUGAGCUGCAGAAAUCAAUGAAAGCCGCUAUGGCUAAGCGGAACGUGCUGUGAAAUACUUCUUGUGUUUAUAUUACGAUCACGCGGUGAUCACGUUUUCCUUACCUGGCAGAACACAUUACAUGUGACUCUGAAGGUUGUACGCGCAUGAGGAGGGCCGGCUGUAUGGCCUGGCACCCUCCUGGGAUUUCAUAGUUUAUGGUCACGUGCUGGAUCCUUUUGGAUCUAGGAUCCUUUCAGGAUCUGAGAGCAGGAAGAUUCUAUAUAACUCUGGGUCGUCACCCAUUAGAUAGUAGCUUCGUGCUCAGCUUGUUUCAUACUUUUAUAGUAUACCUUUACCAAUCA